UUUCUUAUACUAGGCGCUCUUUCACUGCAUACAUGUGUGUUCGGUGCCUUGAUAAAACCCGUAAAACGACCGGAGAUUACUGAAAAACAGCCAAUUUUGGAUAUAACUCCAUUUAAAAAGAAAGGGUACGUGUUGCUGUGUGUAAAUGUGUUCUUAUAUUGUUGCGGGAUAUCGGCUCUGUACGUACAUUUAGUUGCGCAUGCGGAAACGAUCGGGUUUGACGCGGACCAUAGCGCCGCUCUCAUAUCAGGACUUGGCUUAGCGAACCUAAUUGGACGCUUUGCAUAUGGCGCUAUUGCUCAACAUCCAAGAUGCAAUGCUUUUGUUCUCUAUGGCGGAUCGUUUAUUUUAUCUGGGAUAUUCAUAUGUCUUAUACCUGCAACGACGAAUUACUGGGUAAUUUUGAUAUUUGCACUGUGUUUUGGGCUGCUCUCUGGGUGUUUUGGAACACUCUUAGUCCCCAUACUUAUCAGCCUUUUAGGCCUUCACAGAUUUGCAAAUGGAUACGGAUGUCUUUUAAUCUUCAUGGCGGCAGGUCAACUUAUCGGAGCUUCUUUAGCAGGAGCAAUGUACGACCUCACUGGAUCCUACACGUUUUCGUUUGUUGUAGGAGGAUCAUUGGCCAUUGUUAGUGGUUUCGUCAUGAUUCAACCGUAUUGUUACGUAAAGCAUCACAACAAACAUGACGUCAUCUGUGAAAUUGCGGUGGAAGAAAAGAACGCUCUUGCAGACUCAACUGACUUAAACCCGCUGUCUUUCAGAUCACACAGGGAUAUUGUUAACAUGACAGUUUCGCUUGAAAGUCUUUCAGCUGUGAAACGAAUAUUGGACAUACAGAGGUCAAGGUUAUCUUUAAAUGUGCCGAAAAACAACGUGGACAUGAAUGGUGUAACAAAGUUUAGAAACCGCGGCAAGCCGGUCCAUAAGGUUGUGCAGGCCCUUAAAGUGUUCGGCUCAACCGACACCGUAUAG
Molecule: messenger RNA, 972 nt
Organism: Mya arenaria
Lineage: Eukaryota; Metazoa; Mollusca; Bivalvia; Myida; Myidae
Exons: 2
Coding region: 526-972 (148 amino acids)
Source: RefSeq, a predicted model, not a curated record